Messenger RNA from Drosophila eugracilis, 795 nucleotides. RefSeq names its product serine protease grass-like. Gene Ontology annotation, biological process: proteolysis. The coding region runs from base 4 to 795 and encodes 263 amino acids. The record is from RefSeq and is a predicted model, not a curated record. NCBI's taxonomy places the organism in Eukaryota, Metazoa, Arthropoda, Insecta, Diptera, Drosophilidae. Gene Ontology annotation, molecular function: serine-type endopeptidase activity. The transcript has 3 exons.
AACAUGAACCCCGCCGUAUGUUUUGCUAUACUCACAUGGGUGCUAAUUCAUCAGGGAUCGGCCCAGCUUAUGGACGAGAAUUGUGGAAGAGUUACUCAUUAUAAGGGUGAAGUGAUCACUGACAGUCCGUGGAUGGCAUUGGUUGUAAUGCCGAAUAAAAGCUGUAGUGGCGCUCUGAUUCACAGACAAUUUGUGAUAACAUCAGCGACUUGUGUGUUAAAUCAUGGGCAAGCAACCGUUCGCUUGGGAGAUUUUAAAAGCCUGCAACUAAGAAAUAUUAGCAAUCACUAUCCCCUUUCGACAUAUAUUGUACAAACAAUCUUCAUCAAUAAGUUAUAUGACAGAAGUAACUAUAACCAUGAUAUUGCUCUGCUGAAACUGAAAGAAGAAGUGCUCUAUAAAGCCCACAUACGUCCGAUAUGCAUUUGGUUAAACAAUCGAAAUCCUACCGAACUAAAAGAGCUUAGGGAAUUCAAAACCACCCGCUGGGAUCUAAAUCAGAACAUAUCAGAUCCCGAAAUAAAGAAAAUACCACAUUUAAACCCAAUUGAAUGCGAGAAUGCCUUGAACAUUUCUACAAAAAGCUCGCAGAUUUGUGCUGGCUAUAAAAACGACUCCAUUUGCGAGGAGCCUGGAAGCCCUCUGAUCUGGAAGAUAUUGUAUUUUAAAAAGAGACGUUCUGGUCUUUUAGGAGUUCAGAGUUAUGGAGUCUCAGGAACCUGUUUAUAUACCGAUAUCAUGAGCUAUAUUGAUUGGAUACUGGGAAUCGUUUUUGACGUGGAAAUCAUAGUUUAA